Molecule: messenger RNA, 1933 nt
Organism: Engraulis encrasicolus (European anchovy)
Lineage: Eukaryota; Metazoa; Chordata; Actinopteri; Clupeiformes; Engraulidae
Product: arylsulfatase A-like
Exons: 8
Coding region: 1-1515 (504 amino acids)
Molecular function (GO): arylsulfatase activity
Source: RefSeq, a predicted model, not a curated record
AUGGGUCUGCCGAUGGUUCUAGGCCGGUUAGCUGUAUUUCUAUACCUGACUGUACAUUGCGGGGGUUCCUCACCUCCAAACUUCAUCUUGGUGUUUGCUGAUGACUUGGGCUUUGGGGACCUCGGCUGCUUCGGACACCCCAGUUCGCUGACGCCACACCUGGAUGAACUAGCAGCUGGAGGACUGCGAUUCACCGACUUUUAUGUGACCAGCCCUGCCUGUAGCCCUUCCAGAGCAUCCCUUCUGACAGGGCGGUACCAGACUCGUUCAGGGAUCUUCCCGGGAGUGCUGUACCCCGGCUCUAAAGGGGGUCUCCCCCUAAACGAGACCACCAUUGCGGAGGUCCUGAAGCCCCUGGGCUACAACACGGCCAUGAUGGGGAAGUGGCACCUUGGAGUGGGACAAAACGGCACAUACCUGCCCACACGACAAGGCUUUGACAACUACCUGGGAAUUCCCUAUUCACAUGACCAGGGUCCCUGUCGUAAUCUGACAUGCUUCCCUCCCGAUGUGAAGUGUUCUGGUUUUUGUGACCUUGGCGUGGUCAAGGUUCCUCUGAUGCACAAUGAGGACAUUAUCCAGCAGCCUGUGGACUUCCUGAAUCUGGAGACGGCCUACAGCACGUUUGCCAGCAAUUUCAUUAGAGACUCCGCACAGAAGGGCCAGCCAUUUUUCCUCUACUACCCUUCACAUCAUACCCACUACCCCCUGUUUGCGGGGCCCAGGGCAGCUGGGAAGUCCCGGAGAGGGCCGUUUGGAGACGCCCUCCUGGACCUGGACUUAACCGUUGGAGAGAUCCUACACACACUCAAAGAGACCGGUGUCCUCAACAACACGCUCAUCUUCUUCACCUCUGACAACGGGCCGGAGCUGAUGCGCAUGACUCGUGGUGGAAACGCUGGGCUCAUGAAGUGUGGCAAAGGCACCACCUAUGAGGGUGGCAUGAGGGAACCUGCCAUCGCCUACUGGCACAGCCGCAUCUCACCAGGGGUCACUCAUGAGCUGGCCAGCUCUCUGGACAUUCUGCCCACCUUCGCCAUGCUGGCUGGAGCUCCUCCACCCAAAGUGACCUUGGACGGGGUCGACAUGUCCAGCAUCCUGUUCCAACGAGGACCUAGUCAGAGAGAGGCUGUGUUCUACUACCCUACAGACCCCAGUGAGAAAAACGGCGUGUUUGCAGUCAGGAUGGGCAAGUACAAAGCCCAUUACUACACAAGAGGGGCAACCCACAGCGGUACCACCCCAGACAGGGACUGCCACUUCACAGCCUUCCUGACGCAGCACAACCCCCCACUCCUCUUCGACCUGGAGGCCGACCCCUCGGAGAACUACAACCUCUCCCCAGACAGGCACCCCGAGGUGGGCGAGGUGCUCAGCAGCAUACAGCGUCUGCGCGAUGAUUUCCAGACCUCCAUGGUGUUUGGGGAGAGCCAGACGGGGCUGGGCAAGGACCCUGCUCUGGAGCCCUGCUGCAACCCCUCCUGCACCCCCAAACCGGACUGCUGCAGCUGCUGAUGCAUAGGGGAUGGAAGGAAAGAAGCAGAGCAGGCUGGUGUUGUGGAAGACGGACUGAGAAGAGGAAAUAGGAAAAGGGAGAUGCUGUGACACGAAAUGAUUGAAGUAGAGAGUGAUUAACCCAUUUUAGCCUGAUGACUCAUAUAUGUUGUUUGACCUUUGGUGCCUGGAGACAAAUAUAUGCUGCAUUCAGGCUCUUGAGAUUUUAGCUUUUUAAAUAAAAAUGUCGGCAUGUUACAGCUAAAUGAACACAUUCUAAUGUAAGAUGAGAGUCUUAGGGUUUACAUGCAAACAUGUUUCAUGUUUUAUGUGCGUCAGAGUCUAAGAUAUUUGGGUUUUUAUAGGCUGAGGGCAACUUUCCCAACAAGGGCUUAGGCAUUCAGCAGGUGUUUUUUGCAGGUGCUUUAGGCAUCAAUGG